Macrobrachium nipponense is the source of this 1250-nucleotide messenger RNA. RefSeq names its product dolichol-phosphate mannosyltransferase subunit 1 (gene Dpm1). Gene Ontology annotation, biological process: GPI anchor biosynthetic process; protein O-linked glycosylation via mannose; dolichol-linked oligosaccharide biosynthetic process. Lineage: Eukaryota; Metazoa; Arthropoda; Malacostraca; Decapoda; Palaemonidae. Gene Ontology annotation, molecular function: dolichyl-phosphate beta-D-mannosyltransferase activity. The transcript has 6 exons. The record is from RefSeq and is a predicted model, not a curated record. Bases 166 to 885 code for a protein of 239 amino acids. Gene Ontology annotation, cellular component: endoplasmic reticulum membrane.
UGUUCGAUAAAGUCAAGUUGUCAAAACAAAAGUCAGUCCGCUAAGGCUACGUCAGCCCUUACACAGUUCAAUUUGACGCAUAGGCCAUAGAAUAGUUUAGUAUUCCUGCACUGUAUUGGAAUACCCCCUUGUGAAAAGGUUGGAAGUCGCGAGUCCUGGUUCAUUAUGGGCGAAGAUAAAUAUUCCGUGCUGCUUCCUACAUACAAUGAAAAAGAAAACCUCCCCAUAAUCAUAUGGCUUCUUUGCAAAUAUUUUGACGAAAGUGGCUUUGACUAUGAAAUUAUAGUGAUUGAUGAUGGAUCUCCAGAUGGUACCCUUGAAGUAGCCAAGAAAUUACAAGAUAUAUAUGGAGAAAACAGAAUCGUAUUGCGACCCAGAGCAAAGAAACUAGGCCUUGGAACAGCAUAUAUCCAUGGUAUUAAACAUGCAACAGGUAACUUUGUUAUCAUUAUGGAUGCUGACCUAUCCCAUCAUCCAAAAUUCAUCCCCCAAUUCAUCAAGAAACAGCAAGAAGGCAAUUUUGAUGUGGUGUCAGGAACUCGAUACACUGGAGAUGGAGGAGUGUAUGGAUGGGACCUGAAAAGGAAAAUUAUUAGUCGUGGGGCAAAUUAUGUAACUCAGGUUCUCUUGAGACCAGGUGCCUCUGAUCUUACAGGCUCUUUUAGGUUGUAUCGGAAGGAAGUACUACAGAAACUAGUUGAAUCUUGUGUUAGCAAAGGUUACGUAUUCCAGAUGGAGAUGAUAAUCCGUGCUAGACAGUUUAACUAUACUAUUGGUGAGGUUCCUAUCAGCUUUGUUGACAGGGUCUAUGGUGAAAGCAAACUAGGUGGAUCAGAGAUUGUAGGCUUCAUCAAAGGUCUCCUUUACUUAUUUGCAACCACCUAGACAACUCAAGAUGCAUUGUGAUAACGAAGAUUAAAAUUGUUUAUAUUGUUAAGAGAAUACUUUCAAACCUUUACAAAGAUAGUUUUGUACAGCAUAUUUUGUAAAAGAUGGAUUGAUGUCUAGUUGUCCAGAGUUUAAAUGUCUCGUGAAUAAAAUUAGAGGAACUUUUGUACCGUAAAUCCCAUAUCUUGGUUGGAUGUUUUAAUUUAUUUAUGUACUUGCUAUGUAAUGUGUGUUCACUGUCUUGUGAAUUAAGAGUAGCUACAUUUGCAUCUAAGUUCAGUGUUAAACUAUAAUUGUAAGAACUUCUAUUUGAUACAGUAAUACAAGUUUUUUUAUUUCAUAUUACAUGACAAUAAACCUUU